Molecule: messenger RNA, 926 nt
Organism: Spinacia oleracea (spinach)
Lineage: Eukaryota; Viridiplantae; Streptophyta; Magnoliopsida; Caryophyllales; Amaranthaceae
Exons: 2
Coding region: 142-894 (250 amino acids)
Source: RefSeq, a predicted model, not a curated record
CGGGUGACUCAUCCACCGAGGGGGUUCAUUUCCGUGUAUACUCACCAUUUGGAGAAUGGUCUCCGCUUUCCUCUGGAUCCGUUCGUAUCCGAGCUUUUGGUGUCGUACAACAUUAGUUUGGCCCAGCUCACACCCAAAUCUAUGAGGCACAUAAUCGGAUUUAGAUGGGUGUGUGACUUCGUCAAUUUCCCCUGCUCUGUCGCUGUCUUUCGGGAUCUUCACGAUCUGGUUCUCAACCAUGCUUCCAAGGGUGAUGGGUAUGGUUGGUGGACCAUUGUCAACAAGAAGUCCCGAAAAAGGGGGGAUCCGAACUACAUCACGGCGUACCCCUACCUUAGCUCUGACCACAAUUGGAAAACGGAGUGGUUGCUUGUCCGUGUGCCGACGGAUCCGAAGCAUCCCAACUUUUAUCGUCCUCCGAAGUGGUUCGUGGCUCCUGAUCCUGAUAUGAGGGGUGUGGCAGCUCCAGAUCGGAACCAUCGCCACUAUGUGGACCUCCUCCAGUGGUUCUUGGCUCAAGAGGAUAACCAUCGACUGCCGUCUAGCUGGCUUCCGAAUCUCAAUUACAUUUUGAGGGAGGACAUUCUUGCUGUUGCCGGUCUCAGCAGGAUCUUUGACAGGGAGUACGGCUUUAGCCGCAUUGAUCCUAAGAAGUUGGGCAUUUCUUUGGAUUUGAAGACUAUUCACGACCCGGCUCCCGAGUACAAGUUCGGAAAAGAUAACCCUCGUAAUCCUCGUCUGAAGGAUUACGUGUUGUCUCCUUCAGGGGUUGCUCGGAUAUCCGAAGUUCGAGCUGAUCCGUGGGAUUCCGCCUCCUCUGUUGAAGCUGUUCCUGUGAAGGUUGUGCUUCCUGAGUUGAAGAAAACUUCGGACCCGGUGAGUGUUCAUUUAUAGACCCUAAAGAGAUUUUCUGUUUUGUCUUUUUC